Messenger RNA from Columba livia (rock pigeon), 2065 nucleotides. It is a transcript of the gene CIMIP4, whose product is annotated as ciliary microtubule inner protein 4. The record is from RefSeq and is a predicted model, not a curated record. The coding region runs from base 500 to 1576 and encodes 358 amino acids. The transcript has 6 exons. NCBI's taxonomy places the organism in Eukaryota, Metazoa, Chordata, Aves, Columbiformes, Columbidae.
CGCUGGGUGCUGGACACAGGAGGGUGAAGCUGUGGUUCUGUCACUGACUCAAUGGCAGAUAUUUUGCCAGCUCAUCAUCUCCCCUUUUCUGAAAUAGAAGACUGGAGCACCUUUCCCUGCGUCUCUGAUGUGGGUCAGUGAGCUCAUGUGAAGCAUUUGGAGGUGCUAGAAGAUCCAGUUCUGCUGGAUUAUUGCGACUGUGUUACAAAAGUCUCCAAGAAAUCCUGUGUAUGUGAUGAGAACUUCUGGGCACAGGAGUUUCAUGAGACAUGAGCCUUUUACUCUCUUCCGUGCCUGUUUUUUUCAAUCAGCCAGGAUAGCCCCCAUCUCUACCAUGUUUCUUCUGGUUCCCGUGGAGACCACAGCUCAUAGAUAGAGGGAGGGUUGUUCCCUAGCAACCAUCUCUCCUGUUCAGCCUGCAUCCCACCUCUAUACCUGGACUGGACUUCAGCAGGACCUGCCUGCUUGUAAAAAUCACUGUGGCCCCACAUCAGGGAUCAUGGACCAAGUGAGAGAGGGGGUGCCAGAAGUUCCACCUUCCCGUGCACCUGACAUGGCAAAAAGUGACUCUGUGCUGACCAACUUCAGCACAGGUACUUCAGUGAAACCUGAGGAAGUGAAAAAGGAGCUUCUUCCAAAAGGCUUACGUCCCAGCAGACAGAGAACAUCCCAAAGGAGCUCCAGCAGAGCCUCCUGGAAGACCCCCAAGGACCCAGUGGCUCAAGGAAGAGCAAAGAAUUCCACCUCUAUUAAAUCCCAGGCAUCUCCUUCUGCAAAAUGUGUUCAGACUGAAAACCAGAGCAAAGAGAGUCUCCAGGCUAAAACUCCCCCCAGGCAGGAUCUUCAUUCAAGAAGCCUUGAAGAGGAAAGAGAAGAUACUUCUGCCACCAUAGACCCCAUAGUGGUGCAGAAGCCAAUACAGAGCAGCAGCACUUCUCAUCUGUCUGCAAUAUCCAAGCAGAUGGAGGCAGAAGACACCAAAUCCAUCUCAAAUGCCCAAGAACUAGUAGCAGGCCAGAAGCAAACACUGAGGUCUAGAGGACAUGGAUCUUCCCAGAAGACUAUCAAAGCCAGCUACAAAAAAGCCAAGGAGACCUGCAGCAGAUUAAGUUCCAAAGAGUCCUUAGGGUCAUCAGAGUCAGAUAUGAAAGAAGAAUGGAAGCAACUUCUGGAGAAGAGAAACAGCAAAGUUAAAUGUGCCAAUGCAGAUGAACUUACUAGCGACGAAGAGGAACGGCGAGCUCUGUGCAUGGCGGCAUUAAUCAUGGGACAGAAAAGACUCAGCGACCGCACUGAAAUGCUGAAAGACCCCUUGAACUGUACACCUUUUGCUGAUUACAACCAGCUGGGUUUUAACCUGAGGUCAAAUAUCUUCCAAGGUGGCCCACUGGAGAGCCGAAGCUUGAUGAAAGAUUCCUACACCCCUGAUAUAAUUCAGAAGGCAAUCAGGGAUCCUAAGAAUUGGCAUGGAAGGAGGACCGAUGAGCUAGGGAAAUGGCAUCAGAAAAAUGCCCUAAAUCUUAAACUACAGAAAGCACUGGAGGACAAAUAUGGGAAGAAAAAAGAGAAGCCUUAGAAGAUGAAGGUUGAGGUUUGGAGUGCAUUCGGCGAGUGACCUCUUUCCUCAGCCGUCUAAUAAACCUCCACAUAAAGCAGAAGCUCAUUACUUGCUAGGUGUCAACAGCAUAUUUGUUGCUGGUGCUCUCUUCCCCUCUCAAUUAGGAUGCCCUUGGGGAGAAGAUUGCAAGAUAAAUCUGAAUAUUAAUACAAAAAAAAAAUCACUUUGUUGGUCACUGGUUAGGUGGUCUUGAUGAGCGUGUGAGGCCCACACCUUUGCAGAGGGAUGUGGGGGUGACCAGCAGUCCAGAGGGAAGUACAGAAGGUGCACUGGGAAUGAACCAGAGCCGCCCAAGGACCUGAAUGCUGCUUACCUCUCCCCACCCUGAAGGCUGUAAAGCUGGCACACAGGGAAGCUUCAGAGCUGUGUGUAUGUGGCAGCUGGACACACCAAGCAAAGACCCAGCUCCCUGUUGAUGCUUCUGAGGUGAAUUUGGACUCUCUGCCA